GGGCAGGGAGGAAAAUUACCAAAAAUGCAGGGCUCGUCCCAAGGUCUGACGUAAAGAGUCGCUUUAAUAAGUCUGUAAGGUCCGGGAGAGUGACUGUCAAGUUUCAGAAUGCUGUGAGCUCCUGGAGACGCGGGAUGUUUUGGUUUUUUGUUACGAGGGUCUAAUUCUCGGUUCAAUGAAUUUAUUUGUGAAAUGUAGUAAUGAGGUGGCUUCUGUCGUGGAUUCUAACAUUCGCCAGCAUUCAUCAGGGUAUUUCCCAGAAUUCCACCACCAUGCCUCCCACGCUCACUGCAGUGGAUCCUUCUAACCGCACGCAGUACUGCAAGUGGCCCUGCAAGUGCCCCAAGAGCGACCCCCUCUGCCCGCGGGGGGUCAGCCUAAUGAUGGACGGCUGCGACUGCUGCAGGGCCUGCGCCAAGCAGGUGGGCGAGACCUGCAACGAGGCGGACACCUGCGACUACCACAAAGGCCUGUACUGCGACUACAGCGCGGACAAGCCGAGGUACGAGAAAGGAGUGUGUGCAUACAUGGUGGGCACCGGCUGUGAGCAUGAUGGUGUGAUCUACCGGAACGGACAGAGCUUCCAGCCCAGCUGUAAAUACCAGUGCCUGUGCGUGAACGGAGCCAUCGGGUGUCUGUCCCUCUGCACCGAGUCCCAGCCCCCGUGGGUGUGGUGCCCGGCGCCCAGGAGGGUCAAGCUUCGGGGCCGCUGCUGCGAACAGUGGAUCUGCGAUGAGCCCAGGAAGAUUCGAAAGGCCAUACCCAGGCACGCCGUGGAAGUGUACCCAAAUGACAAUGAAGUCUGGGACAAGAACUGUGUGACGCAGACUACGUCCUGGAGCCCCUGCUCUAAGACCUGUGGCCAGGGGCUGUCCAUGCGCAUCUCCAAUGACAACACCCAGUGUGAGAUGGUGAAGGAGACUCGUCUGUGCAACCUACGCCCCUGCGACAUCGACAUUACCAAGCACAUCAAGCCUGGAAAGAAAUGUCUGAACAUUUACAGAGAGGAGCAGAGCCAAAAUUUCACCAUAUCAGGCUGUGUGAGUACCAGGCCGUACAGGCCAAAGUACUGCGGGGUCUGCACAGACGAACGCUGCUGCAUCCCCUACAAGUCCAAGACCAUCCUAGUGGACUUCCGGUGUCCCAACGGAGCCAUGCUCUCCUGGCAGGUCAUGUGGAUCAACGCCUGCUUCUGCAACCUCAGCUGCCGCAACCCCAACGACAUCUUCGCUGACCUGGAGCGCUACUAUGACUUCCCUGAGAUUUUCAAUUAAGAAGACAAACUUGUUUCAUUGACCCAAAUUGCAAUACAUAUAGAUCCAUAAGUCAGCUUUCUAACUCAAAGAUCGUUUUGUGUUCAAGCCAUGAUUGGCAACUGAAAAUUUCUGACCUUUAAAUUUGUUAUAUUUUUAUUCUUUGCACCUGAACGUUUUGGAAAAAAAGGAUGCACAUCUGUCAUCCAUAAAAUAUUAUUUUUCCUAUUGGAAAUAAACUUAUAUUUGUUUAUGAAAUAGUAGUAAACCAAAAUAAUGUUUAUGUUAAUAAAGAGUACAGCAGAAUUAUACUGAAUCCAUAAAAAAAAUGACUCAUUGCAGUUAUGUUACAAUUUGACUUUUUCUGUUACAAAACCACAAAAUGAAGAUCAAUAAAAAUAUAAAAA
Anguilla anguilla (European eel) is the source of this 1660-nucleotide messenger RNA. RefSeq names its product CCN family member 4-like. Gene Ontology annotation, cellular component: extracellular region; extracellular matrix. The coding region runs from base 201 to 1274 and encodes 357 amino acids. Lineage: Eukaryota; Metazoa; Chordata; Actinopteri; Anguilliformes; Anguillidae. Gene Ontology annotation, biological process: signal transduction; cell adhesion. The record is from RefSeq and is a predicted model, not a curated record. The transcript has 5 exons. Gene Ontology annotation, molecular function: heparin binding; integrin binding.